Messenger RNA from Wickerhamiella sorbophila, 576 nucleotides. Its product is annotated as 40S ribosomal protein S9-A. NCBI's taxonomy places the organism in Eukaryota, Fungi, Ascomycota, Dipodascomycetes, Dipodascales, Trichomonascaceae. The record is from RefSeq and is a predicted model, not a curated record. Gene Ontology annotation, molecular function: structural constituent of ribosome; rRNA binding. The transcript has a single exon. Gene Ontology annotation, biological process: translation; positive regulation of translational fidelity. The coding region runs from base 1 to 576 and encodes 191 amino acids. Gene Ontology annotation, cellular component: cytosolic small ribosomal subunit.
AUGCCUUCGGCUCCGCGCACUUACUCCAAGACAUACUCUACCCCCAAGCGCCCCUACGAGAGCUCUCGUCUCGAUGCUGAGCUGAAGCUCUGUGGUGAGUUCGGUCUGCGCAACAAGCGCGAGAUCUACCGCCUGGGUCUCCAGCUUUCCAAGAUCCGUCGUGCCGCCCGUGAUCUUUUGACCCUCCCCGAGAAGGACCCCAAGCGUCUGUUCGAGGGUAACGCCCUCAUCCGCCGUCUUGUGCGUGCUGGUGUUUUGGACGAGGACAAGAUGAAGCUGGAUUACGUCCUUGCUUUGAGCAUUGAGGACUUCUUGGAGCGUCGUUUGCAGACCCAGGUUUUCAAGCUUGGUCUGGCCCGCUCCAUCCACCACGCUCGUGUUCUUAUCCGCCAGCGUCACAUUGCUGUCGGCAAGCAGAUUGUCAACGUCCCCUCUUUCUUGGUCCGCUUGGAUUCUCAGAAGCACAUUGACUUUGCUCCUACCUCUCCCUUCGGUGGUGGCCGCCCUGGUCGUGUCGCCCGCCGCAACGCUGGUAAGGGUGGCGAUGCUGAGGGUGCCGAGGAGGACGAGGAGUAA